Eupeodes corollae is the source of this 3443-nucleotide messenger RNA. RefSeq names its product isoleucine--tRNA ligase, cytoplasmic-like. Lineage: Eukaryota; Metazoa; Arthropoda; Insecta; Diptera; Syrphidae. Gene Ontology annotation, biological process: isoleucyl-tRNA aminoacylation. The record is from RefSeq and is a predicted model, not a curated record. The transcript has a single exon. Gene Ontology annotation, molecular function: isoleucine-tRNA ligase activity; ATP binding; aminoacyl-tRNA deacylase activity. The coding region runs from base 111 to 3275 and encodes 1054 amino acids.
GUUUAUAUUUAUAGGUGCAUCAAUUAAAUAUUACCAUCAUCAGUGAAUCACAUUUAGUCGAGUAAAUAUUCUUGUGUUAUUUUGUUACUUCUAGUGUAAUUUUGUAGAUUAUGAGCAUAUAUUCCAAUUAUUCUGCUAACAAGCUAGAAAAACAGAUCUACAAUCCUCUGGAAGAAGAGAAGACAAUCUUCGAACUCUGGACAAAACAAAAAGCAAAUGAAAAAAUACGAGAGAUUCGUGGCAAGGAAAACAAUGGAAUAUUUAAGAUUUUGAAUGGCCCACCUUUCCCAACGGGGUCACCGCACAGUGGUCACAUUGUCAAUGUCCUUAUGAAGGACGUAUUCACUAGGUAUGCCUAUCAAAAGAAUCUGAAUGUGGUGAGUAGUUUUGGCUGGGACUGUCAUGGACUGCCGGUGGAGCAUGAAGUCGAUAAGAGGCUCGAGAUCAAGGACCCUCAAGAUCUGUACCGUAUUGGAGUGUCGGACUAUAAUGAAGAGUGUCGGAAAUUUGUGCAACGGCACGUAUCCGAUUGGAAGAAUAACUUGGAUCAAAUAGGUUUAGUGGCGGAUUUAACUGCCGCUUAUUCAACAAUGAGUCGAGAGUCAAUGGAAGGCGUGUGGGGAGUGUUUAAGAAACUCUUGGAUUUGGGAUUGGUCUACAAGGACACAAAGGUAAUGCCGUAUUCCACCGCCUGUUUCACUCACUUGUCCCACUUCGAAGCAGAACAGAAUUGGAAGAUGCGACACGAAGUUGCUGCAAUAGUUGGUCUUAGAAUUGUAGAGUCUGAUGUGAGACUCUUAAUUUGGACAGAUUCUCCUUGGAAGUUGGCAGCAAACUUUGCUGUUUGUGUGAACCCAACUUCGGUGUAUGUUAAGAUUAAAAUGGCUGCAAAUGGCCAUAUAUACAUUUUAUCUCGGAACCGACUACAUUCGAUUUUUAAAAAUUCGAAGGACUUUUCGAUAGUAGAAGAAAUUGAAGGUAAGCGCAUUGCAGACUUGAAAUAUCACCCCCUAUUCGACUAUCUGCCAGGAAGCCUUACCGUUCUCAAAGACGAAAGUAUUCGCGAAAAAGAAGGUACAGGCAUAGUGGCGCUGUGUCCUCAUUUCAAUGAAAAUGAAUACAGGAUUUGUUUUAAGAACGGCCUGUCGCCCGAUGAGGCACUGUGUCCAAUAGACAGAGGUGGACGGUUUACUCAAAGGAUUAUAGAACUGGCUGGACUAACGAUUGAAGAAGCAAGUUUGUCAGUUAUUCAGAGUCUUCAGAAACGCGGACUGUUGGUGCAUUUGGAGAAUAUUGAACGGAGGAGGCAACACUGUUGGCGAUCGGAUGUUCCGUUGAUAGAAAAAGUAACAACAACUUGGUUCUUGAAGGUGGGAAGCCUUAAGACGAAGCUCAAAGCAAACAACUCCGAAAUCAAUUGGGUUCCUAGCUUAUAUAAGGGAAUAAUGGAUAGUCAGUUUGAUAAGCUGAAAGAUUGGCCAAUUGGGCGCCAUAGGCAUUGGGGAACUCCAAUUCCCAUAUGGUCAUCGCCUUCCGGAGAUGAAAUUGUCUGCGUUGGUAGUGUAGAAGAGUUGAUGCAACUGACCAACAUCAAAGAGAUAUCGGACUUGCAUAAGGAUUGUCUAGACAAGUUGCUUAUUCCAUCUAAGGUACCUGGAAAUCCACCUUUACGUAGAGUUUCAGAAGUAUUAGAUUGUUGGUUUGAAUCUGGUUCAGUGCCAAUUCUUCAGCACAAGAUAAAGGAGGAAGUGGAGUUAGUGGUUGAGGGAAAAGAUCAAAUCAAUGGGUGGUUUCUGAGUGCUUCAAUACUUUCAGCAGCACUUUCUUUACCGGCUCCAUCAAAAACUAUUGUUGUCCACGAAUUUGUUCAGGGGAACGAUGGAAUGAAGCUCUCCAAAAGAAAACACAAUCAUAAUGACGCGAUUAAAAUAGCUGAGAAAUAUGGAGUGGAUGCCCUCAGAUUGUAUUUGCUAACUUUGCCAUUAGUUGCAGGAAAACCAUUUAUGCUUCAGGAGAGCGAGGUUGGAAAAUUUCAAAAAAGUUUAAUACAACCGCUUUAUAAAAUGUUGUAUGAUCUUAUGCCUCUUUUAGGAGAACCGGGCCGGGUAACAUAUGGAGUUAUUACUAAUCCAUUAUACUACAAAAAUAUUUUCGAUCAGUGGAUCCUCGGACGCACAGAGUCGUUGGUUCAAUUCUAUGAAAGCGAGCUUAGAUCACAUCGUUUGCAUUUAGUUAUUCCGCGUUUAAUUGAGUUAUUACAUCAAUUUCAUAAAUGGUUCAUUCCCGCUACAACAAUCACUGGCGAAGUAAAUGAAUUCGUCAUUUUCAAUGUCAUUGUCAAGAUAUACCUACUAUUGGGACCGUUUGCUCCAAUCUUUUCCGAGUAUAUUCACCAAAUACUCAAACCAUGGAGAUUUUCACCACACAAAGGUUUUUCUCACAAUUGUCUGCUUACUGAAAAGAGUGAUCAACUUAUCCAACCCCAAUUAGAUCUGCAAAUUUUGCGAUGGCAAACAAUUAUAGAUAUGACGCGAGAGGCGCGACAAACGCACGUCAUUCCGAUCGGAUAUAGAAUAAGUGAGUUGAUAGUCGUCCAUCCAUUGGAAACAUACUUGGCUGAUAUGGAGCAAUUAAAUGAAACUUUAAUCAUACUUGUCAAUGUCCAUCUAUUGACGAGGUCCUCAAAUCAUGCUCAAUUUGGAACACAUCUUAAGGCAAAAAUGAACAAGGAUUCUCCAUUGCACCAAACUCUGGACCCAACUGAAUUGAAAAAGUUCACUAUAGCUAUUCAGAAACUUAACGACGCAGAAGUGGAAGAGCUUAUACGUGUAGGAUCCCUAGAUGUCCUAGAACGCUGUAUUUCUCUAGAGGAUGUAAGAAUAGAAUAUGUCUUUGAACAUGAAUGUGAUGCAAAGACCAUCAUCAUAUGCAGAGAUGAUGUUUUCAUUGUUGUAAAGAUGAAUAAAGACUUGGGAUAUUAUGAGGAAGGAACACGUAUCGAGUUAAUGAGUGUUAUUCAAAAGUUUCGCAAAAAGGCUAAAGUAUAUCCGAGUGAAUUUGUAAGCGUUGGUUAUUUAACUGAGGACACGUGCGUGGAGAGUGCAUUCAAGAAGUUCUGCGAAGAACUAAGAAAAACAACACAUUCUGAAAUAAUGCCAAUAGAUGACGCUGGUGGUUUCAAUGAAGAGGAAAUGCGUUAUAAAGAAACUGUUAGCAUUAAAGGUGUACCUGUUAUUUUGUAUUUGUUUAAAAAACAAGACAAUCACGAAGUCUAAUAAUAAUCUCCUAUAUAAAACUUGUCUUUUUUAUUACUAUCUCAAAACUAGUUUUAAUCAAACUUAAUUGUUAUUGUAUUUAAUAUAUACAUUUAAUAUCGUUAUUUUAAACAUGAUUAACUAUUGUUUACGUAUUUCAAAAAUAAAUACAUCUUAAAGUAACUAAAA